AUGGCCCCCGCCCGCCGCCACGCCGGGACGCGCCUGCUGCUCUUCUGUGCGGGCCUGCUGGCCGCCGCCGCCGGCCUCCGCUCCCCGGAGCCCGGCGAGCCCGUGGACGACCGCAACCGCCCGGAGCCGGGCCUCGGAAACGAGCUGCCCGCGGGCCCCGGGGAGAGCCGCACAGGGCCGCCCGCCCGCACGCUGGAGCCCACCGCUGAGGGAGCACGUAGCUUCGACCCCAGAGAUGCCUGGAUGCUCUUUAUCAGGCAGAGUGACAAAGGCGUCAACGGCAAGAGGGGAAGCAGAGGCAAGGCCAGGAAGCUGAAGCUUGGCCUGCCGGGACCCCCAGGUCCCCCCGGUCCCCAGGGCCCCCCUGGCCCCAUCAUCCCACCUGAGGUGCUGCUGAAGGAGUUCCAGCUGCUGCUGAGAGGUGCGGUGAGGCAGCGUGAGCGCAUGGAGCCCGAGCCCUGCACGCAUGGCGCCCCCGAGGGCACAGCCACCAUCCGGGAGGACGAGGAGGCGGCGGGAGACGCGAGCGUGCUGGCGCUGGUGGCCGCACCCCUGGGUUCGGGCCCGCGGGCGCCGCGCGUCGAGGCCGCCUUCCACGGCCGCCUGCGCCGGGACGCAUCGGUGGAGCGGCGCGCACUGCACGAACUUGGCGGCUACUACUUGCCCGACGCCCAGGGCGCCUUCCGCCGCGGCCCCGGCCUGAACCUGACCAGCGGCCAGUACACGGCGCCCGUUGCCGGCUUCUACGCGCUCGCAGCCACGCUGCACGCUGUGAUCGCUGAGCAGCCCAGGCGGGGGCCGCCGCGCCCCCGGGACCGCCUGCGCCUCCUCAUCUGCAUCCAGUCCCGGUGCCAGCACAACGCCUCCCUGGAGGCCGUCAUGGGCCUGGAGAGCAGCAGUGAGCUCUUCACCAUCUCGGUCAAUGGUGUUCUGUACCUGCAGACGGGGCAGUACACCUCGGUCUUCCUGGACAAUGCCAGCGGCUCCUCCCUCACCGUGCGCAGCGGCUCCCACUUCAGCGCUGUCCUCCUUGGCGUGUGA
Molecule: messenger RNA, 1041 nt
Organism: Enhydra lutris kenyoni (northern sea otter)
Lineage: Eukaryota; Metazoa; Chordata; Mammalia; Carnivora; Mustelidae
Product: erythroferrone
Exons: 8
Coding region: 1-1041 (346 amino acids)
Biological process (GO): positive regulation of insulin receptor signaling pathway; negative regulation of gluconeogenesis; positive regulation of D-glucose import across plasma membrane
Molecular function (GO): hormone activity
Source: RefSeq, a predicted model, not a curated record